Vigna radiata var. radiata (mung bean) is the source of this 1790-nucleotide messenger RNA. RefSeq names its product nucleobase-ascorbate transporter 1. Gene Ontology annotation, molecular function: transmembrane transporter activity. NCBI's taxonomy places the organism in Eukaryota, Viridiplantae, Streptophyta, Magnoliopsida, Fabales, Fabaceae. The coding region runs from base 225 to 1790 and encodes 521 amino acids. Gene Ontology annotation, cellular component: membrane. Gene Ontology annotation, biological process: transmembrane transport. The transcript is spliced from 14 exons. The record is from RefSeq and is a predicted model, not a curated record.
UCAUUAUUAAAAAACAAAAAAUAAUAAGUAGCUUAUUGAGGGUGUUACAAACAUGCACUUUCCCUUCCCAUCAUUUCACUAAUUAAUAUUCAUCCUUUUCUUCACUUUAUUUUUGUUGCAUACCACUUUACUCUCUUCUCAAUUCUUCUUCUUCCUCUUCUUGUUCCUUUUCUUCUUUCCAUAAACCUAUUUCUUUCUCUUUGUAUUCAUCUCAAUCUAAAACAAUGGCAGACAUUACCCAUUUCCCUAUGGAACAGCUUCAGGACCUUGAGUGCUGCUUAGACUCUAAUCCUCCCUGGGCUGAAGCUAUCCUACUUGCAUUUCAAAAUUAUAUAUUGAUGUUGGGAACUAGUGUGAUGAUUCCUUCAUGGAUUGUUCAUGCCAUGGGAGGAAGUGAUGGUGACAAGGCCCGAGUAAUACAGACUCUGCUCUUUGUAGCUGGCAUUAACACACUUCUCCAAACGCUUUUUGGAACCAGAUUGCCUACAGUAGUUGGAGGAGGUUCAUCUGCAUAUAUAUAUCCAAUUGCUUAUAUUAUCACCGACUCAUCAUUACAACAAAUUAGUGACCCUCAUGAAAGAUUUAUACAAACAAUGCGAGCAAUACAAGGAGCUUUAAUUGUAGCAUCAAGUAUUCAGAUAAUCCUGGGUUACAGCCAAGUCUGGGGACUCUUUUCAAGAUUUUUCAGUCCCCUUGGUAUGGCACCUGUAGUUGGAUUGGUUGGAUUAGGAUUAUUUCAACGUGGAUUCCCUGUGUUGGGGGACUGUGUAGAAAUUGGCAUACCGAUGCUGUUGUUGGUAAUUGGUUUGUCUCAAUAUCUAAAGCACGUGAGACCAUUCAGAGAUGUCCCUAUCUUUGAACGUUUUCCAGUGUUGAUUUGUGUCCCAAUUGUUUGGAUCUAUGCUGUUAUCUUGACUGCCAGUGGAGCUUAUCGACACAAGCCAGACACAACACAAAAUAGUUGUCGAACAGACAGAGCUAAUCUGAUAUCUACUGCUCCAUGGUUCAUGUUCCCAUAUCCUUUCCAAUGGGGUCCACCUACAUUUUCUGCUGGCCAUUCAUUUGCCAUGAUGUCAGCAGUUAUUGUCUCAAUGGUAGAGUCAACUGGUGCAUACAUGGCAGCUUCUCGACUAGCAAUUGCUACUCCCCCUCCUGCUUAUGUAUUGAGUCGAGGCAUUGGUUGGCAGGGGAUUGGUGUCUUACUAGAUGGUGUCUAUGGAUCAGUCACUGGUUCCACUGUUUCUGUGGAAAAUGUGGGUCUCCUUGGGCUAACCCGAGUUGGAAGUCGCAGAGUUGUUCAGAUUUCUUCUGGCUUCAUGAUAUUCUUCUCUAUUUUAGGAAAAUUUGGAGCUGUGUUUGCCUCUAUACCCUUCCCAAUUUUUGCUGCUCUGUACUGCAUUCUCUUUGGCCUUGUGGCUUCAAUUGGAAUAUCAUUUCUUCAGUUCACAAACCUGAACUGCAUGAGAAAUCUUAUUAUCAUUGGGCUCACUCUCUUCCUUGGAAUAUCUGUUCCUCAAUUUUUCGAUCAAUACUGGACUUCUUCACGACAUGGCCUUGUUCAUACUAAUGCUGGAUGGUUCAAUGCAUUCUUAAAUACCUUAUUCUCAUCACCACCAACAGUGGGUUUGAUAGUGGCAGUGUUGCUUGAUAACACUCUAGAGGUAGAAAGGUCAAAGAAAGAUAGAGGGAUGCCAUGGUGGGUGAAGUUUAGAACGUUUAAAGGAGACAAUAGAAACGAAGAAUUCUAUACUUUGCCAUUCAAUCUCAAUAGGUUGUUCCCGCCUACAUGA